AUGCUUCGAGCCAUCCUCGCCACGUUCUUCCUCCUCGUGCCAUUUUAUUACAUAUACAAACCUCCAAGUCUACUCAUUCGUUACUGUCAACGGCGCUGGCCGGAUGUACUUUUCCGCGUAGACACAGACAAAAAAGUGGUUGCGUUAACGAUUGACGAUGCGCCCUCCAUACACACACCUGCAAUCCUCCGUCUAUUGGAAUCGCACAAUGCAGCUGCGACUUUCUUCGUGAUAGGAUCCCAGAUCCCAGGACACGAAUUUGUCUUGGCUGAUCUCGUCCGGGCUGGCAACGAGCUCGCCAACCAUGCCAUGUAUGAUGAGCCAUCGCGUGCACUCAGCGACGACGUCUUGGCAGAUCAGAUCCGGACAGUCCAUGCCGGAAUCCGGGAAGCGUAUGUCACAGCUGGAAAUACAGAACCUGAGAAGUGGCUAUUUCGGCCUGGCUCGGGGUUUUUCAGCUCCCGGAUGAGGACGCUUGUAAAGGAGCUGGGAUAUCGGCUGGUGCUUGGCGAUGUGUAUCCGCAUGACCCGCAGGUGCCAUUUUGGAAACUGAACGCAAGUCAUAUUUUAAGUAUGGUCAAGCCAGGCAGUAUUAUUGUCUGCCACGAUCGCAGGGAGUGGACGGUGCCUAUGUUACAGAAGGUGUUGCCGGAGCUGGAUCGCAGAGGGUACCGGGUUGUCACGGUCUCCGGGUUAUUGAAAGAGAUCGACGCAAUCUGA
Molecule: messenger RNA, 720 nt
Organism: Penicillium psychrosexuale
Lineage: Eukaryota; Fungi; Ascomycota; Eurotiomycetes; Eurotiales; Aspergillaceae
Product: chitin deacetylase CDA4
Exons: 1
Coding region: 1-720 (239 amino acids)
Biological process (GO): carbohydrate metabolic process
Cellular component (GO): membrane
Molecular function (GO): hydrolase activity, acting on carbon-nitrogen (but not peptide) bonds
Source: RefSeq, a predicted model, not a curated record